This is a messenger RNA of Sapajus apella (tufted capuchin), 351 nucleotides long. RefSeq names its product embryonic testis differentiation protein homolog A-like. The transcript has a single exon. NCBI's taxonomy places the organism in Eukaryota, Metazoa, Chordata, Mammalia, Primates, Cebidae. Bases 43 to 222 code for a protein of 59 amino acids. The record is from RefSeq and is a predicted model, not a curated record.
UAGUUGAGCUGUCUUCCUGAGGUUGUUUGGAGCCGCUGUGUCAUGGGUAAAGAACUCCCUAAAGCCAGUCCCAACGAGCCCGCACUGAAUAUCAAGAAGUCUGACAAAUUCUUCAAACACAAGAAGCCCACCAAUAAUGUGCUGGUCUUUUUGAUCAACAGACAACUGAGCAGGCACAGAAGUGACAUCGACCUGUCAAGGUGGCUGUGGAUGCUGUCAUAAAGCAACUCCAGGGUGGACAUGGCCUUGGACAAAAAGUCAUGUGGCUUAUGUGCUGAGACCUGCCCAGAAUUUAGAGAAAUUAAACAUAAUUAGAACAAUAAAGUCCUCCCAUGUUUGGGCCAUUUAAAA